CACACACACACACACACACACACACACCGGAGCCUCAGCAGCAGCGUGAGAACCCGAGCGGAGCGCGAGAGGAACUGGGACCCGGGGAGCAGUGAAGAUGGACUGUGCAGAAGAUGAGUUUUCUCUUCAUGGUGAAUGUCAGAGGUGUCCACGCUGUCCCCCGGGACAUGAACUGAAGCAGGAGUGUGGCUAUGGUGUGGGCGGAGCCAGCGUAUGUGGUGUGUGUGAUCGACGCUGGUUUAAGGAAGACUGGGGCUCACACUCAUGCAGGAUGUGUCAGAACUGCCAUCGCCUUAACAGACAGGAAAUCACGACAUGCACACACACACACAAUGCUGUGUGUGGAGACUGUCUGCCUGGGUUCUACAGUAAGAGGCGACUGGACGGACUGCAGGAUUUGGAGUGUUUGCCUUGUGGUUCUGCCCACAUCAGACACACACAGUGUGAAAAUAAAGGUACCACUGUUAAAACAUGGAGUUCCGAAGCUCCGCCCCUCAACGUUGCCACAAUGAUGACUGCAUGCUUGACAGCUGUUGCCAUGGCAGCCGUUUUAUUGAUUAUAAUUGUUAUGGUGUGCCGAGGAUUUAACACACUUCGGAAAAUGUUUAAAGGCUGUUUAUCACCCCGCUGUCACCGUGACAUUGCAGCUCCCUCCGUUUCCGUAGCGACGGAGUACAGCGUGACCCAGGAAGCAGAAUAUGGAUGUUUGGACCUCACUGCCGCCUCACUUCCUGUGGAACGCAGCACCCUCUUCAGUGACAUCACUUCCUGUGGUGUCAUCGCCCAGGCGACGGGGUCACACCACAGCGGGUCAGGGCGGGCGGCGCACGGCCCAGUGGAGUGCACAGAGCGAGAGAUUUUACAUGGGCAGAAGAGAACGCUGAUGUCUGAGGUUUGGUUUGUAACAGAAAACACAAGCUUGUCUUUACAAGGAGAACGUUUACAUCCUGAACUUUCACAGCAGGAACAUCUACCAGGACCGGACUCUACAGCUAAUACCGCUAACACCGCUAAUACAGAGAAUACACCUAAUAAUGCUAAUAAUGCAUGUUAAAAUAGAUAAUCAUGCUAACUGCAAUUUACUAAGUAACUAAAUUUAUAAGAAGCAUCUUGCUAAUUCUGAAGCAGAAUGAGUAUUAGCAGUAAGCAUGUUAGCUAACAUGGCACACGACAUUGAUGUGCUUCUGCUAAAAGUAUGAGUUGUUAGCUGCUGAACGAAUACCAAAUGCUAACUGUAUCAUGAGUCACUGAUAUUUCUGUUUCUACUGUGACUGAGAGCUUUUCUGAUUUUCACUGAUUACUGAGGGACUGAUAAAUGUGAUCAUGCUGUUAAUUAACACAGUGCUAACAUUUCUAACUUGAUAAACAGCUAGUUAUCUGCUCACAUGCAAGCUGCUGAUCUGACGUCAUGCUGAUGUUAAACAUCUAUCUAUUAUUAAAGUGUCUCUUUAGUGUUUUAUGUAAUAGACUAGCAUCAAAAACAUUGCUAAAUAUGCUAAUGACCAACAACAGAUGUUCAGUUUCCUACUAGAAGUAUAACUUUAAUCAUUUCUAAAAUAAUAAUUUCAUUUUAAUAUCAAUGCUAAUUUUAAAAUGCCUCAAACAAUGCAAAUCAACACCUGAAGGAUGAGCAUGAAGGUUCUCCUGGAGGUCUCCUGAAGGUUCUGGAGGUUCUCCUGAGCUCUGCAUGUUCUUAGUCUGUAACAUUUCAGGGUGAACCUGAAGCGGAGGUGAACUUCAGGUCAGACACAUGCUAAUGCUUCCAGUCGCGUGGCUAACAUCAGCUCUCACUGGUGAGAUGAGACACGACUCUGCUCCCGUAUUUAAAGUGUUUUCUGUAGAAACACCUGAGUUUCAUUUCCCUCAGUUACUGCCAGAGUUUCUCUGUUCAGUUUUUACACAAUAACCAGAAAAUUGUACAAAAUGUAUUUGAACUUUUGUGUGUUUAUAAGUUGAAGAUUUUUUUUUUUUUUUUUUUACUGAAGUCACUUUGAGUCUG
Molecule: messenger RNA, 1999 nt
Organism: Tachysurus vachellii
Lineage: Eukaryota; Metazoa; Chordata; Actinopteri; Siluriformes; Bagridae
Gene: eda2r
Product: ectodysplasin A2 receptor
Exons: 9
Coding region: 98-1054 (318 amino acids)
Biological process (GO): positive regulation of canonical NF-kappaB signal transduction; positive regulation of JNK cascade
Cellular component (GO): plasma membrane
Molecular function (GO): signaling receptor activity; protein binding
Source: RefSeq, a predicted model, not a curated record